AUGACAUCAUCUAAUAAUCGAACACAAACAUUUUGUCAAACACCAGCACAAUGUGUUCCUAGACAACCAUCGUUUCCAAGGCAAACAGAACAGUCAAUACGUCCAAUGGUUUCAGUACAUCCAUUAAUCUCUGGACGUUUUCCAGUACCAACGUAUCCUAGACAUCGACCAGUAUCUACACAUCCUGUGAUUUUUUCUCAAUCCGUUUCUCGACAGCCAACGUUUCCUGGACAUAAAGUUGUCUCCAAACUGCCAACAGUUUCUGAAAAUACAUCAAUUCUUAGUUCACCAACAAUUCCUAUUCAACCAACCGUUCCUAAGCCACCAACGCUUCCUAUGCAGCCUACAAUAUCGAAAAAUCUUACAGUUCCUACUAAUCCAACAGUUUCCGAGAAUACAAAGUCAAAUACUUUAUUGAAUUCAAUUCCCUCUGUGCAAGCAACUUCUCCAAAGUCAACGGCAGGUAACCGAAAACGAACAACUAGAUGGGACAUUGAUUCACAAGAACAGUUAAAAAAAUCUAUUAUUACUAUAUCACCUCCUACAGAGAAUCCAAUCGAACCUUACACUCCCACUUCAAUAGAAACAUAUUUUUAUACCCCUACACCAAAGUUGCAACUUGAAUCACAAUUUAAACCUUCUUCCGGAAAAGCUGAUUCCACGAGUGACUCUUCCUCGACUGACUCUUCCUCAAGUGAUACUGAUUCUUCUUCAAGUAAUACUGAUUCUUCAAACGGGCCUUCUAAAGAAAUUGUGACAAAUAAUUUGACUGAACCAACUCCAAGUCCUUUAAAAAAAAAAAUUGAGAAAAACUCAAUUAGUUCAAUGCCUUCUCCAAAAAAAAGCAAAAAUAAUUCAAGGAAGUCGAGAUCUGGAAAAAUCAUUAAGAAUAAUUUAACUGAUCCAACUCCGGGAACUUCUGAAAUAAACACCAAACAUUUAAUGAAAAUGUCAACUGAAGAUUCUUCUACGUCCUUGGAAGAUAUAAAAAAAUUAAAAAAUCAACCUUUUGAUCCUCGGGAAGAAGCAGUAAGACUUGAUAAUAUUUGUGCAAGAAAACCAACUAGACCACGCAAAACCAGUUCAAAAAAAAAAUCAGAUAACUCUGACCCAUCAGUGUCGAAAAAAAAAGAUGAGUGA
Leptopilina boulardi is the source of this 1140-nucleotide messenger RNA. RefSeq names its product cell surface glycoprotein 1-like. The transcript has a single exon. The record is from RefSeq and is a predicted model, not a curated record. The coding region runs from base 1 to 1140 and encodes 379 amino acids. Lineage: Eukaryota; Metazoa; Arthropoda; Insecta; Hymenoptera; Figitidae.